AUCAGCCUCAAGCCAAGACACCAUCACAAUCUUGUAUCUACAAUGACAUCCUAUUGCAGGCAGCUAUCAUCAUCUCCUGUAGGGGACAGACCUCAUAACUGAUGCAAGAAUGAUAAUACAAAUUAUAACAUUUUUAAUAUUAGGUCAUUACAAACUUAUUUGUGCCUUUACUGAAUAGUUACAGGUACAUUAUAGCCAAGAUGCUUAAAUAUAACAGUACAUAAAUGUAGAUAGUUAUGUUACAAAAUGUUAAAGCUAAUCUAAGAAAUUCCAGAAGAUUUCUAUUUUGUGUCUCAAGAACAAGCAAACACCAAGAAGAUAACCUCAUUAGCCAUGAAACCAUUCUUGUUUUAGGAAGGGACCUAAUUAUAAAAGGAAUGUAGGGUGUGUUAUCAGAGCAAUAAACCUAGGAGUAAAGCAAGCCCUGCCAACCCCCCUUUUCUUUUCAAAGAAAAACCUCCACUUGUGUUUUAGAGAAAAAUAUGAAGUUGGAGAUGUUUAAACCUUUUGUUUAUUUCUGAAAUGUUGAAAUAGGAAACAUUUGUGAAAUGCACACUUGCAAAUAUGUUGGCUAAGUAGUGCAGAGCUCCUAAUAUAAUUGCUAUGCAAACAGUAAAAUAAGUCCAUGAUGGGACAUCAAGCUAAUGGUCUUGCUAACCUAAUUACUAAUGCAAGAAGCCAUUUAAGUAUAGAAUAUUUAUAUUGAUGAGUAGUUAAUUACUGCCAGUGUUACCCUGGAUUUGAGGGGUGUGUGUAUCCCAGAAUGUGAUCAAGCCAAUUGUAAGCAUAUUAUACGCAUUCAGCCACCAUCAAUUAAUAAAAUAGAACACCACAUAGUACAGAGUUAAUUGGAAAACAGGCUUUUAGAGGCAAGAUCAAAAAUAGCUGGCAAUUUCUGUUAAUCAGAAUGGGAGGAGGGGAAAGAAAGUAAAUAAUUGAGACUGAAAGAGAUAAGUGGAUGGAAAACCUUGAGUCUGAGCUCCUCUGGUAUUAGAAGGUUAUUGAAAAUUAGUAAAAGUGAUGAUCCAGAAAGGGUCAUUAUAACCUAUGUGUUUUGUAGAAGUUAGUUAUAAAAAGGAUUAGCUAUAGAACAGGGGUUCUCAAACUGGGAGUCGGGACCCCUCAGGAGGUUGUGUGGUUAUUACAUGUGGGAUUGCGAGCUGUCAGGCUCCACCCCAAACCCUGCUUUUCCUCCAGCAUUUAUAAUGGUGUUCAAUAUGUAAAAAAGUGGUUUUAAUGUAUAAGGGGGUCGCACUCAGAGGCUUGCUAUGUGAAAGGGGUCACCAGUACAAAAGUUUGAGAACCACUGCUAUAGAGUGUACUUUGGAGCAGUCCUCUGAAGCCAUCUUAAGAGAUGUUUUUCCUGACACUUUUUUUCCCCAGCAGGUGAGCAACUGGCCACUCCGUAUCUGCUGCUCAAUACUGUUCCAGAUUUUAGGUAAAUAUCUGGGAUGUUCUAAACUUAUUGCUUAUGUCUGUGUGUGCUCAAAUCUAAUGAACUGCAGUUUUAGCCCAGGUCUACACUACGAGUUUAGGUCGAAUUUAGCAGCAUUAGGUCGAUUUAACCCUGCACCCGACCACAUGACCAAGCCUGUUUUGUCGACUUAAAGGGCUCUUAAAAUUGAUUUCUGUACUCCUCCCCAGCGAGGGGAGGAAUGAUAAAAUUGAUCUGGCUGGGUCGAAUUUGGGGUAGCGUGGACUGAAUUUGACGGUAUUGGCCUCUGGGAGCUACCCGAGAGUGCUCCAUUGUGACCGCUCUGGACAGCACUCUCAACUCAGAGGCACUGGCCAGGUAGACAGGAAAAGCCCUGGGAACUUUUGAAUUUCAUUUCCUGUUUGGCCAGCGUGGCAAUCUGGUCAGCACAGGUGACCAUGGAGUCCCAGAAUCUCAAAAGAGCUCCAGCAUGGACUGAACGGGAGGUACUGGAUCGGAUCGCUGUAUGGGGAGAAGAAUCCAUGCAGGCAGAACUCUGUUCCAAGAGACAAAAUGCCAAUAUAUUUGCCAAAAUCUCCAAGGGCAUAAUGGAUAGAGGCUACAACAGGGAUACACAGCAGUGCCACAGGAAAGUUAAGGAGCUGAGGCAAGCCUACCAAAAAACAAAGGAUGCAAACAGUUGCUCUGGGUCAGAGUCUCAUACAUGCUGCUUCUAUGAUGAGCUGAAUGCAAUUCCAGGGGGAGCCCCUAUCACUUCCCAACUACUGUCCAUGGACACCUGCAAGGGGGAAGUCUCAUGCAACAGGCAUGAGGAUUUUGUGGAUGAGGAAGAUGAGGAGGAGGAAAAGGUUGAGGAUAACGCACAGCAGGCAAGCGGAGCAUCCCUCCUUCCUGGCAGCUGGAACUGUUCAUCACCCUGGAGCCAAUACCCUCCCAACCCUCCCAAGGUGGGCUCCUGGACCAUGAAGCCAGAGGAGGCACCUCUGCUGAAAAUGUUUCUACGCUCCCCCUAACACCUCCGCCCCAUAGGCUAGCUCAGAUUAGAAGGCGAAAAAAAACGCACUCAUGAUGAAAUGCUCUCAGAGCUCAUGCAGUCCUCCCACACUGAAAGAGGUCAGCAGAAUGCAUGGAGGCAAAAAAUGGCCGAGUCCAGGAACGCAUUAAAUGAGCAUGAUGUGAGGAGGCAGGAGCGCGAUGAAAGGAGGCAGGAGCGUGAUGCUGAGCCUAAUGGGGGAGCAA
This is a messenger RNA of Caretta caretta (loggerhead turtle), 2674 nucleotides long. The record is from RefSeq and is a predicted model, not a curated record. NCBI's taxonomy places the organism in Eukaryota, Metazoa, Chordata, Testudines, Cheloniidae.